AUGAAAGGUAGAAAGAGACAAAAGCAAGUCUCAUAUAGAGAUGCAGGGACAAGGAGAAUGUUACCCAGAUGGGGAUUGCUGGUACUACUACUUCAGUUAAUUCUCUCCGUUUUUGUCAAGGCUGGCGAUCUGGACCUGUUUGUCAGAAGUGGAGAAUCUAAUAGGAUCACUCUACCAGAGAUCUAUUUUGUAAUGACAGUUGAUGGAACUUUAUGGUCAGUUGGAGAGAAUGGAAAGAUCUUGUGGAAGAGUAGAAUCCUUGAGGAAGGAACAUUUUACCCUAGUAGGGUCUUUCAUGAUAAGCGGAACGAAGAAUCUGAUGUUGGACAUGCCCGAUUAUACUGUUCUUUUCAAGGAAAAAUAUUCUUUGGUACUUCUUCUGAAAAUGCUCAUAGUUUCUACAGUACUCAAGAUAACACCUACGAGAAUAUUUUUUCUGGGAAAUCUGUCUUACCGGGAGUAAUACCAAUAGAAGGUUUUAGUAUCGGGGAUCUUGUUGAAAGGUGUCCGUUCCACUCAUCACUAUUUCCCGGCUUAUAUUUGACCGGGUCCAGAACAUCUGACGUCUUAACUGUUGAUCUAUUUACUGGAAGAAUACUUUCAAACUCUGCCUCGUCCCAACAUUGCGAAGCUUAUGAACAAGAUGCAUCUCUGAACCCAAAUGUCCAAGUUAGUAUUGCUAUUGGAGUCACAACAUGGAAAAUUCUUGCAUUGAAUGUCCAUACUAACAAGUUAGAAUGGGAUAUCAGAUACUCAGAUGUUAAUGGAAUUAAUAACAAUCAAUAUUCUAAAAGUCUCCAAAAUCUUCAUCUAUUGGAAUCUGGUUCUAAAGUUCAAGAAAUUCCCAUUUUCUUUGGUUCUUCACGAAACUCUUUAUACAUAAAUAAUAUGCCAUUGGGAUUCAACACAAUCAUUUCCAAAGUUUUUGUUCUUAAAGAAGGUCUAUCUCUUCCUUAUUUUCCUUCUAACUUCUACUAUAUUGAGCAGGUCCACGUUAACCAUCUUCAUGACUCCUCCAACUCCGCUGUUGGGCCUCUAAUUGGAACCAACAACAAUAUUCUUCUUGAUGAGUUUGCUUAUACUAAAUCUGGGUCACGAAGCUCUGAGAUUAGUCAUCUUAUUAGCAAAAAGCUCAAAGGCCUAACUCCUAUUGUUAUAAAUACCAGCAGAAUAGUUUCCAAGCCUAUGCUUCUUCUCCCUGGUAACCAGGCUGAGACUUCUGAGAGUGAUAAAACUUUGGAGGAAUGGCGUCAACAAACCAGAGCUGGGACUUCUGGGGCAAACCCAGAAUUGACUAGGACAGAGUCUGAUUCAGAACCAGAGCCUGGCCCCAUAUUAUCUUUCUUAUCAGUCUUAUACUACAGAAACCAUCUUACCUUGAUAACCGGAAUUAUCCUAUUCAUAGUCAACUUGAUCCUACUCUUCGUUCUUUUUUCAAAAAGAAAACCCACUUCAAGUUCAAGUUCAGAUUCCAACAACCAACAACAAAACGGAAACCUACGAAACUCAUUUCUUGGAUCCUCAUACGUUACCACUUUUAAUCCCGAAGAAACAGAAACUGAUUUUUCUCCCUCCCGAAACUCUGGUGACAAAUGCAUGCGCCUCUCUAAAAGCUAUUCCAUGGUUGACAUGCGUACAAGUUUUAUUGGAAUCUCAAAAAACGCAUUCUUUAAGGCACUUAACUACAACAAUAAUGUUACGUCAAAUAAUCUAAAUUACAAUCAUCAUUUUGACAGCUUAGGAGCGAGAACAAGCUUUGAAGAUGACUCCAAGCCUACAAUUGACUUGUCCAGCUCCAGUACAACCGCCCAUCUUGUUGCCUCCCCACAACGCGGGCAAGUGCAUUUAAAUGUAACUAAUUCAAACACUCCAACAAAUCUCCAAGAUGGACAGAAUACAUUCACUCCAAAGUCUACUGCGAGUGCUCCCAAGUCUUCUUCACUCUACAACAUUCCUCCUCGCUGUGAGCUCGCCAGAUGUAUCGAUAAUGGUCGAUUUUCUAAGAACUUUGAGAUUGUCAAGCUUAUCGGAAGUGGCGGGUUCGGUCAGGUUUACCAGGUAGAGCAUAAGCUGGAAAGAGGAACAUACUAUGCCAUCAAAUUUCUCAGGUUAGGGAUUGGAGCAAACGACGACAUUACUAGAAUCAGAUAUUUCAGAGAAAUUACUGCAAACCGUACUACUCUGAGUAAGCAUGUAGUGAGAUAUUAUACUUGGUGGUGUGAGGAACCAGAAGCUUUGCAAAACUAUGUAGAUGGGAUUGACAGUCUUGGCUGCUCUAAAUCUGCAUCUCAUUCCUCUGUUCAACCUAAGGUUUUUGAGACUAAGAAAACAACAAAGAAGCAGAAGAAUGGUAAGUCAUAUCCCAGUAGCCGUAGAGGACGGAAUAAGAGCUCAAAAAAGGAGCUUAGAGAUUCUAAGACCGUGGAUCAAAGUACAGAAAAAGCUAGGGUCCGUCUUAUUUUUGAUGAGAUGUCGCAAAGUAAUGAUGAUCUACUAAUGGAAACCUCUUCUAAUGACAGUAUAGGACGUUUCUCAUUAAAGUUUCAACAAAAAAACCGAAAAGGAAGUCAAUAUGGUGAGUUAGAAUCCCAGAAUGACAAAUACUCCCAGCUUAGUAACUCAGACUCCUGCUUUAGUAGGGCUCCUUUUGAUUUAGACGAAGAAGAUGAUGGUAGAUAUUUGGAAGAAUAUACAUUAAAAAGUAACUCUCAAUUACUUGGAGAUAAGUACCGAGAUGGUUUACAAACUGUUGAUAGAGCAAGUGCUGUAAAUAGUGAGACAUUUGGAGCUUUAAGUUUAGCUUCAAAUUCUUCUGUUCAGGAUGGAUUUGAGAAUGAUUCUCAGAAUCUGAACUUUAUAGCUUUUGAGAAUGAAUACCAGGGAGAGGAUGACGACUUAGAUUACGGUAAAUGCCAAAUUCUUGAUAAACCAGAACUUCAUGAACCUUCUCAAGAACAGAACAUUGGGGAAAUAUCAAAUAUAUGUAUUGAUGAUACACAUAACCAACAAAAUGAUAAUGGAUUAUUGUACCGAACUAGGACUAUCUCUGUCAAUAACCAGAGUAAUCAUGAGCUGUUGGUAUUAUCAUCUUCUGGAAACUUUCAACAAACCAACUCAAUCUCCUCAAUUACAGAUAAUAAUAAGAGCUCCAGUAAUAAUCAUCAUAACCACCAUCAUAGAUCUCUUGUAUACCUUUCUCCAGCAAAUCGAAAGGAGAAUGAUCCAAUAUAUGAGGUCAUAAUGAUGAUACAGAUGGAGCUUUGCGUUGGAGUAACUUUACGUUCUUGGUUGGGAGAUACUAGUAGAAGUACCGAGUUUGGUGGAACUGAUGUGGAACUGAACAUGUUUAAACAGAUUAUUAAGGGGAUUAGAGACAUACAUGAGAAGGGUAUAGUUCAUCGAGACUUGAAACCAGAGAACAUUUUUGUGAACCCAGACUCCCUUCAGAUCAAAAUUGGUGACUUUGGGCUAGCUAGAUUAAUGUUUGAUGGGGAUGCUAAGAAUAACAAUGAUAAUAGUAAUGUAGUUGGAGACUCCCAAUUUGUCUCCAAAUCAGCUUCCUCCUCUCCUUCUCCCCACAAACUCGAGAAUAACCAAGUGUCUGUUAACAACGAUUUGAACAGAUUUAUGGAAGAAAGAAGACAGCAAAAUAGAAUGGAGGCUAAGAUGAAUAAUCCUCUAUCCAGAUUAGAUUCACAAAUGAGUGUACGUGGACAAGUGAUUGGUACUCCUGGAUAUACUGCCCCAGAAGGAGGAGCCCUAUGUAAUGAGAAGGCAGAUAUAUACUCAGCUGCUCUUAUCCUUUUGGAACUCCUUUGCCCAAGAUUCACCACAGCUAUGGAGAGAAUUCAUGUUUUAGAUAGCUUUAGAAGUAAGGGAGUCGUCCCGGUAUGUAUCAUGAAAAAUCAUGAUGUCUGGAUUCCACUACUUAGAUCAAUGACUUAUCAAGACCCUGAAUUCAGACCAUCUGCAGAAAAUACUUACCGGAUUGUUAAAGACCUAAUUAAAAAGAAAAAGGUUACUUAA
This is a messenger RNA of Cryptosporidium ubiquitum, 4026 nucleotides long. RefSeq names its product protein kinase. The record is from RefSeq and is a predicted model, not a curated record. Gene Ontology annotation, molecular function: protein kinase activity; ATP binding. Lineage: Eukaryota; Apicomplexa; Conoidasida; Eucoccidiorida; Cryptosporidiidae. The transcript has a single exon. The coding region runs from base 1 to 4026 and encodes 1341 amino acids. Gene Ontology annotation, biological process: protein phosphorylation.